GAGGGGAGGAGGAAGAGGAGGAGGAGGAGGAAGAGGAGGAGGGUGAGCGCUCGGGUCGGGCUCCUUAGCGGUGUAUUGUGGGAUGUGCGGCUACUGGGAGCCGAGCCUCCGCCGCCAGCCGCCUCCCGGGCAGCAGCAGCAGCAGCAGCAGCGGCGGCGGCAGCAGCUCCGGGCCCGGCAGCCGCGGCGGCGGUGCCCCCCCGUCCCGGCCCCCAGUCCGGCCGCCCCGGCCUCGGCUCCCGCGGGGGACACCAUGUACUGGCUGGCGGCGCAGGGAGGCCGGCGCCCGGCGGGGAUGUUGGGUUAACGGCAUGGAGAACAGUCACCCCCCCCACCACCACCACCAGCAGCCCCCGCCGCAGCCCGGCCCUUCGGGCGAGAGGAGGAACCACCAUUGGAGAAGUUACAAGUUGAUGAUUGACCCGGCUCUGAAAAAGGGGCAUCAUAAACUGUACCGCUACGAUGGGCAGCAUUUCAGCCUGGCGAUGUCCAGCAACCGCCCGGUGGAUAUCGUCGAAGAUCCUCGGGUCGUCGGGAUCUGGACCAAAAACAAGGAGCUGGAGCUGUCGGUGCCCAAAUUCAAGAUCGAUGAGUUCUACGUGGGCCCGGUGCCUCCGAAGCAGGUGACAUUUGCCAAGCUGAAUGAUAACAUCCGCGAAAACUUCCUGAGGGACAUGUGCAAGAAGUAUGGGGAGGUGGAGGAGGUGGAGAUUUUGUACAACCCCAAGACCAAGAAGCACUUGGGCAUUGCCAAGGUGGUCUUUGCCACGGUCAGGGGGGCCAAGGAGGCGGUUCAGCACUUGCACAGCACUUCGGUCAUGGGCAAUAUCAUCCACGUGGAGCUGGACACCAAAGGGGAAACCCGCAUGCGGUUCUAUGAACUGUUGGUCACGGGCCGAUACACACCCCAGACCCUCCCAGUGGGUGAGCUGGACGCUGUCUCUCCCAUCGUGAAUGAGACCCUGCAGCUGUCAGAUGCCCUGAAGCGCCUUAAGGAUGGUGGCCUAUCUGCAGGCUGUGGCUCUGGCUCAUCCUCUGUCACCCCCAAUAGUGGUGGGACACCCUUCUCCCAGGACACUGCUUACUCCAGCUGCCGCCUGGACACGCCCAACUCCUACGGACAGGGCACGCCGCUCACCCCGCGCCUGGGUACCCCCUUCUCGCAGGACUCCAGCUACUCUAGCCGCCAGCCCACACCCUCCUACCUCUUCAGCCAGGACCCCGCAGCGACCUUCAAGGCCCGGCGCCACGAGAGCAAGUUCACGGAUGCCUACAACCGCCGCCAUGAGCAUCAUUAUGUCCACAACUCUUCUGCAGUCACCGCGGUGGCAGGGGCCACAGCCGCCUUCAGGGGCUCUGUGGACCUCCCGUUUGGGGCAGUUGGCAGCAGUGGGGGCAGCGGUGGCCCUCCAUUCAAGGCCCAGCCACAGGAUCCAGUCACAUUUGCCCACACUCCACCGCCUGCCCCAGCAGCCUCUGCUCCUGGAGUCACGUUCAAGUCGGCUUUCUCUCCAUAUCAGACCCCUGUGCCCCCUUUCCCCCCACCUCCUGAGGAGCCCACCGCCACAACCCCCUUUGGGGCCCGUGACAGCGGGGAGUUCCGGAGAGCACCUGCGCCCCCGCCUCUGCCCCCCACUGAGCCCCUGACCAAGGAGAAGCCAGGCACGCCUCCCGGCCCACCGCCCCCUGAUGCCAACAGCAUGGAGCUGGGCGGCCGGCCGACCUUCGGCUGGAGUCCUGAGCCCUGUGACAGUCCUGGCACGCCUACGCUGGAGUCAUCGCCUGCAGGGCCGGAGAAGCCCCACGACAGCCUGGACUCCCGCAUCGAGAUGCUGCUGAAGGAGCAGCGCACCAAGCUGCCCUUCCUUCGGGAGCAGGACUCGGACACGGAGCUGCAGAUGGAGGGCAGCCCCAUCUCGUCGUCCUCCUCCCAGCUCUCCCCACUGGCCACCUUUGGCACUAACUCCCAGCUGGGCUUUCGAGGGCCCACACCACCUUCCUCACGCCCCUCCAGCACCGGCCUGGAGGAUAUCAGCCCCACACCACUGCCUGACUCGGAUGAGGAUGAUGAGGUUGACCUGGGCCUGGGGCUCCGGCCCCCACCGGAGCCAGGACCCCCAGACCCGACCAGUCUUCUGGGCCAGACAACUGAGGUGGCCUUGGACCUGGCUGGAGACAGGACCCCAACCUCAGAGAAGAUGGAUGAGGGCCAGCAGUCCUCGGGUGAGGACAUGGAGAUCUCGGAUGAUGAGAUGCCCUCGGCCCCCAUCACCAGCGCUGACUGCCCCAAGCCCAUGGUGGUGACCCCAGGGUCGGCGGCUGUGGCAGCCCCCUCUGUGCUGGCUCCGACCCUGCCACUGCCCCCACCCCCUGGCUUCCCACCACUGCCUCCACCCCCGCCACCGCCCCCACCGCAGCCUGGUUUCCCCAUGCCCCCACCUCUGCCCCCACCACCGCCCCCACCACCCCCAGCCCACCCAGCCGUGACAGUGCCCCCACCACCCUUGCCAGCACCACCACCUGGUGUCCCACCCCCGCCCAUCCUGCCGCCGCUGCCGCCUUUCCCGCCGGGGCUGUUUCCCGUGAUGCAGGUGGACAUGAGCCACGUGUUGGGUGGCCAGUGGGGCGGCAUGCCCAUGUCCUUCCAGAUGCAGACGCAGAUGCUGAGCCGUCUGAUGACAGGCCAGGGUGCCUGCCCCUAUCCUCCCUUCAUGGCUGCCGCGGCCGCCGCUGCCUCGGCUGGGCUGCAGUUCGUCAACCUGCCGCCUUACCGGGGCCCCUUCUCCCUGAGCAACACUGGCCCAGGCCGCGGGCAGCCCUGGCCACCCCUGCCCAAGUUUGACCCAUCAGUGCCGCCACCAGGCUAUGUGCCACGCCAGGAGGACCCACACAAGGCCACUGUGGAUGGCGUCCUGCUCGUGGUGCUCAAAGAACUCAAGGCCAUCAUGAAGCGUGACCUGAACCGCAAGAUGGUGGAGGUGGUGGCCUUCCGGGCCUUCGACGAGUGGUGGGAUAAGAAGGAACGGAUGGCCAAGGCCUCACUGACCCCUGUGAAGUCCGGCGAGCACAAGGAUGAGGACAGGCCGAAGCCCAAGGACCGCAUCGCCUCGUGCCUGCUGGAGUCAUGGGGCAAGGGCGAGGGCCUGGGCUACGAGGGCCUGGGCCUGGGCAUUGGGCUGCGCGGGGCCAUCCGGCUGCCCUCCUUCAAGGUCAAGAGGAAGGAGCCACCAGACACAGCGUCGUCUGGCGACCAGAAGCGGCUGCGGCCCUCCACCUCUGUGGAUGAGGAAGAUGAAGAAUCCGAGCGUGAGCGGGACCGGGAUAUGGCAGACGCCCCCUGUGAGCUCGCCAAGCGAGACCCCAAGGGUGUGGGCGUGCGGCGGCGGCCGGCCCGGCCACUGGAGCUGGACAGUGGAGGGGAGGAGGACGAGAAGGAGUCAUUGUCAGUGUCCUCUUCUUCAUCGGCAUCCUCAUCCUCGGGAUCCUCGACCACCUCACCCUCGUCCUCAGCCUCUGACAAAGAGGAGCGGGAAAGCACCGAGGAGGAAGAGGAGGGGGAGGAGGAGGAGGAGGAGGAGGAGGAAGGCCCCAGGAGCCAGGUCUCCUCCUCCUCGACCUCAUCCGCAUCAGAUAAGGAUGACGACGACGAAGACAGUGAUGACCGGGAUGAGUCUGAGAAUGAUGAAGACACAGCCCUGUCAGGGGCGAGUGAGAAGGAAGAAGGGGACUCGGACGGAGAGGAGACAGUGAGCAUCGCCACCUCUAAGGCUGAAGCUGGGUCCUCCAGCGAGAGCUCUGAGUCCUCUGAGUUCGAAUCAAGCUCUGAGUCCUCGUCAUCCUCAGAGGAUGAAGAAGAGGUGGAAGCAGAGGAAGAGGAGGAAGAGGAGGAGGAGGAGGAGGAAGAGGAGGCAGCUGCAGAUGAGAGCAUGGCUCCCACUGCACCUGACGAGGACUUUGAGGAGGACGUGGCCAUGGGGGCGCCCGCCAUGGAGUCCUUGGGCACGGAAGAGGAGGUGGACAUUGAGGCUGAGGACAAAGCCCCCGAGGAGCAGACCCCCAUGCUGGAGGAGCCCUCCUUGCCUGUGGGUGUCGAGGAGCUGGCGAGCUGCCAGGAGCCCCCUGAGGAGCCGCACCUGAACCAGGAGGCGGCCAGGCUGCUGUCUCCAGAGCCCCCUGUUGGAGAGGUGGAGACCCGGCCCCUGCCAUCCCCAGGGCCCUCUCCAGAGGACAAGCUGGAAGUGGAGCCCGAGCCCCCUGCACUGCUCUCCUUACCCCUGCAGCCACCAUUGCCGCCCCCUCGACCACCCCGGCCGCCUAGCCCACCACCGGAGCCCGAGACCCCGGACGCCCCACAGCCCCCUGUCCCUCUGGAACCUCCCCCAGAGGACCAGCCCCCACGUACUCCAGGCCUCUGUGGCAGCCUGGCCAAGUCGCAGAGCACAGAGACGGUGCCGGCCACGCCAAGCGGGGAACCCCCACUGUCAGGGGGUAGCAGCGGCCUGUCACUGAGCUCCCCACAGGUGCCUGGCAGCCCCUUCUCCUACCCAGCCCAGUCCCCCAGCCUGAGCAGCGGGGGCCUCCCAAGGACACCUGGCCGGGACUUCAGCUUCACGCCCACCUUCCCCGAGCCCGGUGGGCCCAUCCUCCUGCCCGUCUGCCCACUCCCCGCUGGCCGGCGCGAUGAGCGGGCUGGCCCCCUGGCCUCCCCGGUGCUCCUGGAGACCGGCCUGCCGCUCCCUCUGCCCUUGCCCCUGCCCCUGCCCCUGGCAUUGCCGGUCCCGGUCCUGCGGGCCCAGACUCGGGCCCCAACCCAGCUGCCACCCUUGCUGCCUGCCCCGCUGGCCCCCUGCCCACCCCCCAUCAAGAGGAAGCCGGGCCGGCCCCGGCGAUCCCCACCGGCUGUGCUCUCCUUGGAUGGGCCCUUGGUCCGGCCACCAGGAGGGGCCGCCCUCGGCAGGGACCUUCUGCUCCUGCCAGGGCAGCCGCAGACCCCUGUCUUCCCUAGCACCCGAGACCCCCGGGCUGUGACCCUGGACUUCCGGAACGCGGGGAUCCCGGCCCCCCCACCACCCCUGCCCCCCCAGCCUCCCCCACCCCCACCUCCACCACCUGUUGAGCCCACCAAGCUGCCCUUUAAGGAGCUAGAGAACCAGUGGCCCUCUGAGGCCAUCCCUCCGGGUCCCCGUGGGCGCGAUGAAGUCACUGAGGAGUUCAUGGAACUGGCCAAGAUGCGGGGACCCUGGCGCCGGCCGCCUAAGAAGCGCCACGAGGACCUGGUAGGCUCAGCCUCACCGGAGCUCUCGCCACCACAACCCCUCUUCCGGCCCCGCUCUGAGUUUGAGGAGAUGACCAUCCUGUAUGACAUCUGGAACGGUGGCAUCGACGAGGAGGACAUCCGCUUCCUGUGCGUCACCUACGAGCGGCUGCUGCAGCAGGACAACGGCAUGGACUGGCUCAAUGACACGCUCUGGGUCUACCAUCCCUCCACCAGCCUCUCUUCAGCUAAGAAAAAGAAACGAGACGAUGGCAUCCGCGAGCACGUGACCGGCUGCGCCCGCAGCGAGGGUUUCUACACCAUCGACAAGAAGGACAAGCUCAGAUACCUCAACAGCAGCCGCGCCAGCACCGACGAGCCCCCUGCAGACACCCAGGGCAUGAGCAUCCCGGCGCAGCCUCACGCCUCCACUCGGGCGGGCUCAGAGCGGCGUUCGGAGCAGCGCCGCCUGUUGUCCUCCUUCACUGGCAGCUGUGACAGUGACCUGCUCAAGUUCAACCAGCUCAAGUUCCGCAAGAAGAAGCUCAAAUUCUGCAAGAGCCACAUUCACGACUGGGGCCUGUUCGCCAUGGAGCCCAUCGCAGCUGACGAGAUGGUCAUCGAGUAUGUGGGCCAGAACAUCCGCCAGGUGAUCGCCGACAUGCGGGAGAAACGUUAUGAGGAUGAGGGCAUUGGUAGCAGCUACAUGUUCCGGGUGGACCACGACACCAUCAUUGACGCCACCAAGUGCGGCAACUUCGCGCGCUUCAUUAACCACAGCUGCAACCCCAACUGCUACGCCAAGGUGAUCACAGUGGAGUCACAGAAGAAGAUCGUUAUCUACUCGAAGCAGCACAUCAACGUCAAUGAGGAGAUCACCUACGACUACAAGUUCCCCAUCGAGGACGUCAAGAUCCCCUGCCUGUGCGGCUCUGAGAACUGCCGGGGGACCCUCAACUAGGCCCGGUGCCCAGCAGAAGGAUGUCAGCUGCCACCCCGGGGCUCCCGAGCGUGGACCCCACGGCCCCGGGGCCUGGCCCCACCUCCCACCCCCAUUUCAGGUGCUGUCCUCUACCCAGUGGCCAUGUCAGGGCCUGGCGCCCCCAACACUACCCCCAGGACCCCCGCAGCUCCAGCCCCUCGAGGGGAAAGGGCUCCUCUGUCUCUCUCGUUUUUAAAAAAAGCUCCUUUCAGGAUUUUUCUUUAGUUCCAACAUAAACGUCUCUCUGCCUCUGUGUCUCUCUCCCUGGCUCUCCCCCUUUCUCCACCUCUGUCCGUCUGUCUGUCUGUCUCUUCUCUAGCCUUUUCAUCAGCCUCUUCCCAUGAAUGCUGCUACGUUGUUUUGUCUCCUCUUUAGUUUCUUCCUUGUCAUAAGAAAAGACAUUUUAACCGUUGAAAUGUGAAGGCAGAAUCAGAGAGCGGGGACCCCCAGCGGGGGCUGCAGAGGCCUCGGGUCAAUGGCGAGUGGGCCCACGUGCCGGAACCCCAGCCAGGGCGCUGGGCCUGGUGCUGCAGCGAGGAGCGGGGCCUGGCUGGGUGGCUUUGACCUCAGAACACUACGCAAAGCCCCCCUCUCUGCUGGCAGCCUCAGCGAGGAGAGGACCCCCUUGCCUGACCCCUACCUGUUCCUUCCCCAGCAGCCUUGGGGGCACCAUUUCCCGGAGCAGACCCUGGUAGAGCCAAGCUGGUCCCAGGCAGGAAUGUUCCCUCCGGGCUCUCCCUGCCACCCCACACCCCGCCAGCCCCCAAAUCUUGGGUUCAAUGUUUACUUUCUCAUUCGAAUGCCAGCAACGAGGGAGCCUCCUGGAGGCCCCAGUGCAGGCGAAGGGCGCUGGGAAGGGUUGUCUACUCUCUCCUGCCCUCACCUUCACCGGGCGGAGGACGGCCUCCCAGGGCCGGCGGGGCCCCCAGUCCCGCCACUACGGGUGUCUGACCUGAUGCAUGUGGCAUUUUUUGUUUAUAAGCUUCACCCACCCGCUCGCCCCCAGCCCACACCCCAGCUCACCCUGCCAGCAGCCUCCUCACCCCAAGAAGUCAAGAGCAUAUUUAUUUUCAGAAUGAGAUUAUUUCUCCCAGAGAAAGGAAAAUCUUGGAAAAGAUUUUAAAACUCAGAUCUAAGUUUCACAGGUUUUUUUUUUUUCAGUCCUUUUUACCCCCCUCCCAUCAUGCUCUUCAGGGUGUAUCUCCAUGAAUUUUUUUUCUUGUGCGUGUAUAAAAUCAAAACGAAGGGAAAAAAUAGGUUUUUGAAGUUCAGAACCAACUUCUGUAUAUAGGCUGCCAUAACGGACUUUUUCUCGGGAACAUUGUUUCUUGUAGAAACAUGUGGGAAGACUUUUUUGCUCAUUUCUUUGUACUUCCAGAACACCUACAAACACACACACACACACACACAGGCAAGUCCCCUGCACCCCAGAAAGCAGAGCAGGCAUGUAAAUAAUUUAUGGAAAGUGACUGUUGUGACCAGGAGUCAUCCUCACCAAGACGGGAGAGCUCCCGGUGGGGCCGCCCCACCCUGCGGACGCAGGCCCGGAGCCUCUGGUAUCUCAGCUUGUGUCAAGCUUGUUAUCAUGUAAAUUCUGUACAAAGAAUUGUUAUUUUUCUCUUUUUUUGUCGUUGGUGGUUUUGUUGUGUUUUUUUUUCCUCCACCCCAUGCCCUCUCUGUUUGAGACUGUGCCCACCGAUUUCAAGGUGGACGAAAUCGGUGGCAUUAAGACGCAGAGUGGGGACCUGGGCACAGCGGCGACCUUCUCUUCCGUUUGCGGUUUUCUGCCUAAUUGUGCAACUGAGGAAAUAUUUAUUUUUCACAUGAGGAAAUGCGUAGUGUGUAGAGACGGCUGAUUAAGUUACUCGAGCAUCCCCCAAGGGGCUGUCUGCAUUCUCUCCCCUCCCACCAAGAAAGAAGUGGAGGGGGGAUGGGAGGACACCAGGGGCCAGGGGCCAGGGGCCAGCCUCACGCCUCACCCUGGCCUCACCUUGCCCAAUGGGCGAGGGGCUGGGCCCUCCCCAUCCCCAGGAAACCCCACCCCACCCUUGAAAUGGUUUGCCAUAUCCAGAAAUGUGUUGACUCAUUUUUCUUUCAAUGCCUUCAUUUUCACUGAACAAAUCUUUGCUUUUGAAGAGUUGGGGGUUUCUGCUUUUCUUUUCCUUGUCCUUCCCUCCCUCCCUCUCUCCUCCGCAAAGAAAAGAACCCAUAAGUUUUAGGGAUGUUUGUGCGUAUAGACUCUGUCAUCCGUAUGUAACUUGUUUUGAAGAGAAGUGUUUCCGUUGUGGGUGUGUCUUGCUGUAAAUAUUUGUUCAUAUUUUUGUGAAUUCAAUACUAUGUACCAUUGUAUUAUAGUAACUUUUAUAAAGCAAACCAUAAAUAUACUGACUUUUCUUACAGA
This is a messenger RNA of Equus caballus (horse), 8637 nucleotides long. It is a transcript of the gene SETD1B, whose product is annotated as SET domain containing 1B, histone lysine methyltransferase. The record is from RefSeq and is a predicted model, not a curated record. Gene Ontology annotation, molecular function: histone H3K4 methyltransferase activity; protein binding; RNA binding. Lineage: Eukaryota; Metazoa; Chordata; Mammalia; Perissodactyla; Equidae. Gene Ontology annotation, cellular component: Set1C/COMPASS complex.